AUGAUUAAUGCAUCACCACCAUCAUCAUCCUCCUUUGAAAGAGAUAAACAACUAUUCAGUCUCCUCCUUUUAUUGGUCUUCCUUUUCGCCACGUCCAUUAAUGCUGCUCUUCCUUCUUCUUCAUUUAGAGUUGCUUCCGCUUCCAUUAAUUAUGGUUUUGAUCAAAGAGAAGCAAUGGAGGCUCUCCUUCAAUGGAAGUCCAGCCUUAUUCUUCGUUAUAACAAUUCCCAACCACUACUCCCUUCAUGGACGAUACAGAUGAUGGCAAAUGGAAGCAGAAGCAGCCCAUGCAAAUGGGAGGGAAUUACUUGCAAUGAGGAAGGAGUCAUCACCAUAAUAAACCUCUCCCGAAUGGAUUUGAAAGGUACGCUCCAUGACUUUAACUUCUCAUCCUUCCCUAACCUCCUCCGUUUUGAUCUCCAUAGAAACUCACUUUUUGGUCUCAUCCCUCCCACCAUUGCCAACCUUUCCCAACUCACCCACCUCUAUCUCUACAAAAACAAUUUCAACGCCUCAAUCCCUGCUACUUUAGCCACUCUGAACCACCUGGCUACUCUACAGCUCAGUUACAAUCAACUUUCUGGUUCAAUUCCGGCGUCUAUUGGAAACUUGACAUAUCUUACUGUACUUAGUUUGUAUAGCAACAGUCUCAGUGGUUCAAUUCCGGCGUCUUUGGGAAACUUGACAUCUCUUACUGUACUUUCUUUGUAUAGCAAUGGUCUCACUGGUUCAAUUCCGGCGUCUUUUGGAAACUUGACAUCUCUUGCUAUACUUUCUUUGUAUAGCAAUAGUCUCAGUGGCUCAAUUCCUGCUUCUUUUGGAAACUUGAGAUCUCUUACUGCACUUAAUUUGAGUAACAAUAGUCUCACUGGCUCAAUUCCUCUUUCUUUAGGAAAUUUGACCAAUCUAUUUUAUAUUGGUGUUCAUAACAACCAAUUGUCCGGUCAAGUACCUCAGGAAAUCAACAAUCUUACAAAAUUGGAAUUCUUGCAACUUGGAAGUAAUCAUUUUAACGGGUAUUUACCACAACAUAUAUGUAAAGGGGGUUAUUCAGAACUACAAUAUAUUUCUGUAGAUAGUAACUAUUUCAUAGGCCCGAUACCCAAAAGCAUGAGAAAUUGCACCAGCCUAAUAAGAGCCCGACUUGAUAAUAACCAUCUCACUGGAAACGUAUCAGAAGUCUUCGGUGUUUACCCCAAUUUAGAUUACAUCGAUCUGAGCUACAAUCAAUUCUAUGGGGAGGUUUCACAGAAUUGGGCCAAGUGCCUAAAAUUAACAAACCUAAAAAUCUCAGGAAACAAGAUUUCCGGUCAAAUACCACCAGAGCUUGGAGAGUUAACUCAACUGCAUGGACUUGAGGUUUCUUCCAAUCUCUUGGUAGGUCAGAUUCCAAUAGAAAUGGGGAGGCUUAGCUCUUUGGUGACACUAAAGUUAAACGAUAACCAACUCUCUGGCAUAGUACCUAAGGAGUUGGGAUUGUUCUCCAACCUUCAGCAUCUUGACCUCUCAAUGAACAAUCUAAGUGGAUCAGUUCCAAAUCAACUAGGGAAAUAUUGCACGGAUCUUCUUUAUUUGAACUUGAGCAAGAAUAAAUUCAGCGGAAGCAUUCCAGUUGAAUUUGGAAAUUUAGUUUCCCUACAGAUACUACUGGACCUUAGCGGUAACUUGUUCACAGGAAAGAUCCCUUCGCAGCUUGGAAGCUUGGACAAGCUAACAAAUUUGAAUCUCUCUCAUAACAAGUUGCUCGGUUCCAUUCCAUCAACUUUCACUGCAAUGCUCAGUUUGAUAACCAUUGAUGUAUCCUACAAUGAGUUAGAGGGUCCUCUACCUGAUAAUCGAGCCUUCCAAAAUGCUCCAAUGGAAGCUUUCAUUCACAAUAAAGGUUUGUGCGGCAAUGCCACAGGUUUGCGACCUUGCAAUAUUUCUAAGCAAUCCCCCAAAAAAGAGAGACACAAAGCCGUGUUCCUUAUGAUCAUAUCUCUCUUAUUAGCAGUACUAUUGUUUCUUCUAUUUGCAUUUCUUGGGACAUUUUUGUUUUAUCGUUGUCGAAGGGAGAGAUGCAUGGAAGAGGAGAACCCAAUUACAAACCAACAACAACGUAGAGAUGUGUUUACAAUAUGGAACUAUGAUGGGAGAAUAGCAUACCAAGACAUCAUUGAAGCAACUGAGCAGUUUGACUCCAAAUAUUGCAUUGGUGUGGGAAGACAUGGAAGUGUUUAUAAAGCAGAGUUGUCAUUAGGUCAAUUAGUAGCAGUCAAGAAGUUUGCCGCCUCUUCUUCAGAUGGCGAUGAGAUUUCAGAUCCAGAAACUUUCAGAAACGAAAUUCAAAUUAUGACAGAAGUGCGACAUCGAAACAUCGUAAAGUUGUAUGGUUUCUGUUCACAUGUGAGGCACUCAUUUUUGGUUUAUGAAUACGUGGUGAGAGGAAGCUUGGCUAAGAUCCUUAGCAUAGAGGAAGAAGCGACAGAAUUGGAUUGGACUAAAAGGGUUAACAUUGUCAAAGGUGUUGCUCAGGCUCUAGCUUACAUGCACCAUGAUUGCUCACCCAUAAUAAUUCAUCGAGACAUAUCUAGCAACAAUAUUUUGUUGGAUUUAGACUUUGAGCCUCAUGUCUCGGAUUUUGGCGUUAGUAGAAUUCUAAAAUCUAAUUCAUCCCUUUGGACAACUCUUGCUGGAACAUAUGGAUACGUUGCGCCAGAACUUGCUUACACAAUGAGGGUGACUGAAAAAUGUGAUGUCUAUAGCUUUGGCAUAGUAACAUUGGAAGUGAUAAUGGGAAAGCAUCCUGGAGAACUUAUCGCAACUUUGUCAUCGUCAUCCUCUUCAACAUUGCCAUCUAUUGAGAAAAACAUAUUGUUGAAGGAUAUACUUGAUCAACGUAUCUCACCUCCCAUAAAUCAAGUUGAUGAGAAAUUAAUUUUGAUUAUGAAGUUGGCAUUUUCUUGUUUGCAUGAAAAUCCACAAUCUCGGCCAACAAUGCAACAAGUGUCACAAGAGCUAUCAAUUUGCAAUGUUUCCCAAAGCAAUUCCACACAAAAACUUUGGUAGAACUAU
Molecule: messenger RNA, 3054 nt
Organism: Telopea speciosissima
Lineage: Eukaryota; Viridiplantae; Streptophyta; Magnoliopsida; Proteales; Proteaceae
Product: MDIS1-interacting receptor like kinase 2-like
Exons: 2
Coding region: 1-3048 (1015 amino acids)
Biological process (GO): hormone-mediated signaling pathway; protein phosphorylation
Cellular component (GO): plasma membrane
Molecular function (GO): ATP binding; protein kinase activity; protein binding
Source: RefSeq, a predicted model, not a curated record